This is a messenger RNA of Xenopus laevis (African clawed frog), 2198 nucleotides long. It is a transcript of the gene vegfc.L, whose product is annotated as vascular endothelial growth factor C L homeolog. The transcript has 7 exons. Lineage: Eukaryota; Metazoa; Chordata; Amphibia; Anura; Pipidae. Gene Ontology annotation, biological process: positive regulation of angiogenesis; positive regulation of endothelial cell proliferation; vascular endothelial growth factor receptor signaling pathway. Gene Ontology annotation, molecular function: chemoattractant activity; vascular endothelial growth factor receptor binding; growth factor activity. Bases 386 to 1594 code for a protein of 402 amino acids. The record is from RefSeq and is a predicted model, not a curated record. Gene Ontology annotation, cellular component: extracellular region; membrane.
CCUGCAAACUGCCUUUGCGCUCUGUGUGCUGAGCACUGACAUUCUCUUGUAGCAGACAGACAGCAGCAGUACAAGUGAGACAGUGCUUUCCACAGAAACACGUGUGGCCACAUUGCUUAGGCAAAGGCUUGUGUACAGGUCUCCAGUGAGGAUUUGCCCAUGUUAGUACUGACCAGCUGCCUCAGACCUUCGCGCAGUGACUCGGAUGUCCGACUCGUUGAAACAAGUUUCCCUUAGCUGCCAGCGCUGCGCUCAUUGGCUGGGAAGAGGCUGAUGCCCAGGUUGCUGCUGCGCUGACUGAGGAUUUCCCGGCUGUCCCUUUUGGGGGGAGCACAGCGUGACCGGACUGUACCACUAGCACUAGAACCUCAUCCCGCAGGGGAAAAUGCACUUGCUGGAGGGAGCGCUGCUUGUUCUCUACUACACUGAAUGGGUGCAGCUGGGCGCAGCUUAUGAGUCGGGACAGGGCUAUUACGACGAUCCGGAAUUUGGCGACACAAAGGAUCAACCAGGAAGAGAACUGGAAGAGCAACUGAGGUCGGUGUCCAGUGUGGAUGAACUAAUGACUCUCCUCUACCCCGAAUCGUGGAAAAUGUUUAAGUGCCAACUACGACAAGGAGGCACAACCGGCUUUGAGACCAGGAGGGACGACAAUUUUAAAUUUGCAGCUGCUCAUUAUAAUUACAAUGCCGAAAUCUGGAAAAGUAUUGAAAACGAGUGGCGAAAAACUCAGUGCUUGCCCCGUGAAGUAUGUGUGGACGUAGGGAAAGAAUUCGGAGCACCAACAAACACCUUCUUUAAACCCCCAUGUGUAUCCAUCUACAGAUGUGGGGGCUGCUGUAACAGUGAAGGGCUGCAUUGUAUGAACACCAGCUCGACUUUUGUCAGCAAAACUCUGUUUGAGAUUACAGUCCCGCUAUCUCAAGGACCAGUAAAACCAGUAACAAUUAGUUUUGCAAACCAUACAUCCUGCCGGUGCAUGUCUAAGCUGGAUGUUUACAGACAAGUGCACUCAAUUAUUAGACGAUCCUUGCCAGCCACCCAGUUCCAGUGUCAGGUGGCAAACAAAACUUGCCCUAGACAUCACAUUUGGAACAACCAUAUAUGCAGAUGUAUCAUGCAGCGGGAUGUUGAAGAAGAAGAAGAUAAUGAAGAGACCUUUAAUGAUAUAUGUGGCCCAAACAUGGAGCUUGAUGAAGAGACCUGUCAGUGUGUCUGCAAAGGUGGAUUAGUACCUUCAAGCUGUGGCCCUCAAAAAGAACUAGAUAGAACAUCAUGCCAGUGUGUCUGCAAGAAUAAGCUCCUCGCCAGCUCAUGUGGACCAAAUAAGGAGUAUGAUGAGGAAAAAUGCCAAUGCGUGUGCAAAAAGUCCUGUCCAAAACACCAACCUUUAAACAGUGCAAAAUGUGCCUGCGAGUGCACGGAAUCGCCAAAUAAAUGUUUCCUAAAGGGAAAAAAAUUUCAUUACUCAACAUGCAGCUGUUACAGACCACCAUGUUCAACUCGACCGAAACGUUGUGAACCAGGCUUCUAUUACAGUGAAGAAGUGUGCCAUUGUGUUCCCACAUACUGGAAAAGACCACAUAUGAACUAGUGUCAUCAGCAAAAGAAUAUGAAAGAGCGAUAGGCUUCCAAAUACAAGGAGACCUUUUUUUCUGACUGAUAUACUUUUACAUGAAAUAACCCCACGGGGCUCUCAAGGACACAGAUUGUGAUAUAUGUAUAAGUAUGGGAUGAGAGUUUCAAAGCUCAGCUGAUGCUUUUGUCAUUCUACGGACACACAAAGACUUUUUCUGCCAAUGACAAAACAGCCAAGGUUUUCAUGUGAUUUUUUUUUUUAAUUAAGAUAAUGACUAUAUAAUUUAUUUCCACUAAAAUAUUUUGCAGCAUUCCUCUUUAUUACAGUAACAAUGUAAAGGUGCACUGUGACCAAUAUUUUUAUAUCAUGUAAAAUAUGUUUAAAAUAAAAAAAGACCAAACUUGUACUAUAUACCUCGAAGUGGGAUUCCAUAACAUGCACAGAAUCUGAAUGAAAAAAAAACAAUAUACAAAAUUUAGCUGUAUCAGCUGUAUCUGCAGGAAAGUCAUGUUUGGAAACUGAAACUGUAGUGCCCCAGGAAUGCACCCCAAAAAACUGACAUCAUGCUCAGUCAUUUAUUGUAUGAUAAGAUCAUGAUUAAAUGUCUAGUUUCUUUACA